Molecule: messenger RNA, 1513 nt
Organism: Eleginops maclovinus (Patagonian blennie)
Lineage: Eukaryota; Metazoa; Chordata; Actinopteri; Perciformes; Eleginopidae
Gene: tfap2d
Product: transcription factor AP-2 delta (activating enhancer binding protein 2 delta)
Exons: 8
Coding region: 137-1513 (458 amino acids)
Biological process (GO): anatomical structure development; regulation of transcription by RNA polymerase II; regulation of cell population proliferation
Cellular component (GO): nucleus
Molecular function (GO): RNA polymerase II transcription regulatory region sequence-specific DNA binding; DNA-binding transcription factor activity, RNA polymerase II-specific
Source: RefSeq, a predicted model, not a curated record
CGAGAGCAGGCGAGGGGGACUUUUCCAUUUCUCUUGCUUUUUGAGGAUUUUAACGCAUUUUUUAUUAUUGCCAUUCGACCGGGCCAGAGAGCGGAGAAAGAAAAAAAAAACGGGGUUACUUUGGAGAAAAAACACAAUGUCAGCGACCUUCCCCGGACUUGUCCACGACGCAGAGAUACGUCACGACGGAUCAAACAGCUACCGACUCAUGCAGCUCGGAUGCCUGGAGUCCGUGGCCAACUCCUCGGUCGCCUACUCCUCCUCCUCCCCGCUCACCUACCCGGCGCCCGCGGGCACGGAGUUCGCAUCGCCCUACUUCUCAGCGAACCACCAGUACACGCCCCUGCACCACCAGUCCUUCCACUACGAGUUCCAGCACUCCCACCCGGCCGUGGCCCCGGAGGCCUACGGACUCAACUCGCUGCACUCGGGCCAGUACUACCAGCAGAUCCACCACGGAGAGCCUGCGGACUUCAUCAACCUGCACAAUGCGCGCUCGGCCCUCAAGUCCUCGUGCCUGGACGAGCAGCAGCGGCGCGAGCUCGGCUGUCUCGAUGCGUACCGGCGCCACGACCUGUCGCUGAUGACGUCACACGGCUCCCAGGCCUACGGCGUCGGUAUGCACCACCCGGACCAGAGACUGCUGCCCGCCGGUGGCCUGGGGCUCUCAUCGUCCGGGUCAGACGAUCUGCAGGGCUCCGUGGAAGCGCAGUGUGGGCUCGUGCUGAACGGCCAAGGGGGCGUCAUCCGGAGAGGGGGAACCUGUGUGGUGAAUCCUACAGACCUGUUCUGUUCGGUACCGGGCCGCCUGUCCCUGCUCAGCUCCACCUCCAAGUACAAAGUGACCAUCGCCGAGGUGAAGAGAAGACUGUCCCCACCAGAGUGCCUCAACGCCUCCCUACUGGGCGGAAUAUUACGCAGAGCCAAGUCUAAGAAUGGAGGCCGGUGUCUUCGUGAGAAAUUAGACCGUUUAGGCCUCAACCUGCCGGCCGGACGGAGGAAAGCUGCCAACGUCACACUGCUCACAUCCCUGGUGGAAGGUGAGGCGCUCCACCUGGCGAGGGACUUCGGCUACACCUGCGAGACAGAGUUUCCCAGUAAGGCGGUGGGGGAACAUUUGGCGAGGCAGCACAGCGAGCCGAAAGAAACCAGCGCACGCAAGAAAAUGGUCCUGGCUACAAAGCAAAUCUGUAAGGAGUUCCAGGACUUAUUGAGCCAAGACCGCUCUCCUCUGGGCUCCUCCAGACCGACCCCCAUCCUGGACCUGGACAUCCAGAGACACCUCACACACUUCAGUCUGAUCACUCACGGGUUCGGGACGCCGGCGGUCUGUGCAGCCCUCAGCACCUUUCAGACGGUCCUGAGUGAGAUGCUCAACUACCUGGACAAAAACUCGGGCGGGAAGACGAGCGGACCCAACGACCAGCAGAUCAACAACAGCUCAGAGAAGACGCAGCUCCGGAAAACAGCCGAGCCCCAGAGCAAAGACGGGAAAACAGAAAAGACUGAGUAG